AUGGUACGGUUUUUGCCACUGGAUCAGGUCCAUCACUGUAGAGUCAACGCUUUGCUUCAACGCUGUAAAAAACUUAUAUUUUUGAGCAAAAUAUUUGGUCGGCUCUGUAAAAUCUUCAAAUAUAUCUUUUGUAGGUAUUGAUUUACCACCAUCUCAUCACGGCAUCGUAUAUAAUCAACCCGGUGCAACAGGGUGGGACAAACCCCACCCCAUACCAAGUGGUACCCGUUCCUCAGACCAUAUCCGAUGGUCCCAAGCCAAUCCACUCGAUUCGAGGCAAGACCUCGCCGUACGGGUUUUUUGUGAAGAUGUGCUAUGAAGAACACAAAAGGAAAUUCCCUCAUGAAAACGUUUUGGUCACUGAGAUCUCGAAGAAAUGCUCGGAGAAGUGGAAAGUAAGAAAAAAAUGAUAAAUUGGACCUCUUACUGUAUAAAUUUUUAUGGAUUGAGCAUCUUCUCUUAAUUUUUUUUUGACCUUAUUUUAUGUGGGCUUUCAAAAAAUUUACGCAAAAAGUAAUCAAAAAAUCUCAGACCAUGAACGAAAUCGAAAAGAAGCGGUUCUUCGACCUGGCCCAAAAAGACGCCGAACGAUAUCACGCAGAGAUCACCGCCUCUGGCGGUUUUCAACAGCUACGAAAGAAGAAACGAGCAAAAAAGGAUCCAAAUGCACCAAAACGAGCGCUUUCCGCAUUUUUCUUCUUUUCGAAUGAACAACGGAACAAAAUUCAGAGUCAGUAUCCCAGCUGGAAGGUGGGACAGAUUGCCCAGGAGCUGGGAAGAGCGUGGAAAGCGUUGAGCGAGGAGGAACGGAUGGUUUAUGAGAAGAAGGCGGUGGAUGACAAGGAAAGGUACAAUAUGGUAAGAGUUGUCGUGAAUUUUGGGCCGGAUGUUGUAAUUUUUUUGGUGUUUUGGAUAUCAGAUGGUUUGAUGUUUCUUUUGCUGUGUCUUUGAGGAAUUUGGUGGUGGUUAAGUAUCUGAAUCAGAGAUUUUUUGGUAGUUUGGGUUUUUGUCUAGUACAAGGUAAAAAUUAGUGGAUUUAUCUGUUGUCUAGGCUCCUGUAGGGGUGUGAAUCAAAGUGUUAUGAUUUUCUAUAUAUUUCUGGCCUUUUUAUCAUCAAACUGUGACUUGACUUUUGGUUGACAUUAUUUUAUCAAAUUUUUUUAUUAGUCAUCAAGUAUAAUAUAAAAGUAUUCUCUGUAUGGAAGAUUCUUGUGGAAACUCAAAAUAUCUGUGGGCCUAUGUAAUUUUGGAACUAGAAGACGUUAUUUUUUUACUGAAUUUGCUUUUUAAGCCUAUAUGUUACACAUCUUUGGUCCAUUAACCUAUAUGCAAUAUCGAAAAUUUAUAAAAAAUCAUCCAUUUGCAGGAAAUGAAAUCGUAUCGAGAAGGCCCCAUUCCCAAAAUCUCACCACCUCAACCCGAGAAACCGCUGGAAUAUCAGCCGGUGAGCUCGACAUAUCAGCAACAAGUAGCGCAAUAUCAACAAAAUCAACAGCCAAUUCAAAUCCAAUACGUGGAUCAAGACGGAAAUAUUGUCAAAGUUGUGACCCAACCGGCUCAUAUGGCUCAAAACGACAGCCAAAAUUAUAUGGGUAUGAACAAUUCCUGCCAUAACCAGCAAAACGGGUCAUACCAUGGAUAAUAUAAUACAAUCUAGAAAUUUGAUCAUUCUUGAUGAUUGUUAUACAAUUUUGAUAAUGCCCUCCAGUUGUUGUCUAAUUCUGCUCGAAAUUUUCCUCCAGAAUCUCCGCAAUUCUUGAAUCUUUCACAAAUUUUCACGGAUAUUACACUUGAUGUCUUAUGAAUUGUUUCUUGAUUUUUGGCUUCGAUUAACCUAACGAUGUGAUAAACUAUAAAUUUUUAUGAUGUUUGGCGGAAUUUUUUAUUAUUUUUUUGUGUUGUCCUGAAAUUUAAUUAUUUUUUUUUUGGAAAUUUGAAAAUUUAUGCAGAUUUUUUCAACAACGCAAAAAAGCAAAAAUUUCGAAAGAUAAUUUAAAUUUCCAUCCAUUUUUCAGCUUUUUGGUGCUUCGGCCGGUAGUUUUCAUAUUUUUUCAUCGACGAAUUCAGUCACUUUUUUCUCAUUCUUCUUCCUGGGAUACCAUUUUGCGACUUUUUAUAUGGUAUGUUUUUCCCAAAACGAUAAAAUGCAUUGUAAUUGGACUUUCAAGUCGAUUUUUAGUAUAUGUUAAAAACACCUCCAAUUUUUGGUCAAAAAAUUUUUUUUAUUUAUUUUCCUCUUCAGAUCCCUCAACCUCAUCGAAAUUCUUGGCCAAGUCAUAUGCCGUGCUUCUACCCUCACGAGAUACGAAUCUUCAAUUCCAUUGUCUCUUCAACUUCUCUGCGACCAAUUGCUCAGAAUGUCAUCACUGUUCCGGUUGGAAUUUCGAUCGCAGAGCUCAAGGAGAAGAUUUAUCAAACACGACAACUCGAGGAAAUUGGUCGCUGUUUGAUUUUCAAUUGGGAAUUCGCUGAGUAUGUGGAUGUAGAUGACAGCAUGCUACUCAUGACGACCAACAAGGUCAUGUUUCACGCCAAGGAACAACGUAUGGUAAGUGAUUUGAACUUAUCAACUUUUUGGGAGAACAUUUGUCAUGGAUAAGAUAGUUAGAUGAUUUAUGAGUGUAAUCUUGAGAAAAAAUAUAAGCCCUUGUAGUUAUGGGUUCUUUGAAACGCACUGUUAACGAUGAUAAAUAUAAAUUAUUUUUUCAGGGUACCGCCUCUUUGGAAAUCGAUAGGAAACUGGACCUUGUUUUAGAUGAGCUGAACUCACUGAAAACCUCAAUUCCGUCGAAUGCUGCUCUGGAUCGGUAAGUAAUUUUUCUGGUUUUAAGCACAAACCUAUAAUCUUUCUUUCUGAUUAUCUUUCGUUCUCUGUCGCUGUCUAAAUUUUUCAAUACACCGGUUUUCCUCUAAGUCAUCGUUUUUAGUGUCUCUGCCGAAUUGAGUCGUCUGAAUCUCAAUCUAGAACAUCGCGAACCUCCUGCCAUUCCGCAUUUCGGCCAUUCGCCUCAUCUCGUUGCUCCACAGUCUACUCCAGUCCGUCAGGACUCCCCAACCACCUGGCAAACCUCUCUUACCGCUUCCAUCCCGAAUAGCCCAUGGUCUAAUUCAAGUGGUCCUGUUGGACCUUUUUACUUUUAG
This is a messenger RNA of Bursaphelenchus xylophilus (pine wood nematode), 3141 nucleotides long. The record is from the annotation of a GenBank genome assembly. NCBI's taxonomy places the organism in Eukaryota, Metazoa, Nematoda, Chromadorea, Rhabditida, Aphelenchoididae.